AUGCUGAGACAUUUAUCGAUAUUGGUAAUACUCGUUGUUGUCGGCGGCGUUGGCGUCAUCGUCGUCGCUAUCACUGGUACAUCAGUGUCAUGUAGAUCCGCCAUGAGUGAUAUUGUCGACGAGAACCGAGAAAUUUUAAAAGACCAUCCUGAAAUUUACAAUACUGAUGAAUUACUUUCGCCAGAACAACUCUCAGAAUUCACAAAUUCUGACAAAACAAGAAGACGAAGAGGUUUACCUGAAGCUUCUGUUUCAAAAUGGGUUGAAAAAACCGUGCCCUAUAUUUUAAGUGACCAAUACAACGCAGACGAAAAGAAUAAAAUUCGUGCAGCCAUGGCAACGAUUAGUAGCGUUUCUUGCAUCAAAUUUAAAGAACAUCAGACGAAUCCACCUCUUCCUUUCUUAAAAGUGUUCUACCAAUUUCCCGCUUGUUACUCACACAUUGGUAUGAAAACAAACGAACACAACCAAUUAUCGUUGACACCCAACUGUGUAAGAUCAAGCAGAACGAUCAUUCAUGAACUUCUCCACACUUUGGGCGUGUAUCACGAACACGAGAGGGCGGAUCGAGAUGAAUAUGAGCUGAACAUAACUUUGUUAUCAAGAGAAGAACAAAUAGUUUGGGAUCCGAGUAUGAUCCGAAAUCAAUUAUGCAUUAUUCUUCGUACGUGUUUAACUUUUCUCUUUGCUUUUUAA
This is a messenger RNA of Hydractinia symbiolongicarpus, 696 nucleotides long. RefSeq names its product zinc metalloproteinase nas-12-like. Lineage: Eukaryota; Metazoa; Cnidaria; Hydrozoa; Anthoathecata; Hydractiniidae. Gene Ontology annotation, biological process: proteolysis. The transcript has 7 exons. The coding region runs from base 1 to 696 and encodes 231 amino acids. The record is from RefSeq and is a predicted model, not a curated record. Gene Ontology annotation, molecular function: zinc ion binding; metalloendopeptidase activity.